Molecule: messenger RNA, 2239 nt
Organism: Limulus polyphemus (Atlantic horseshoe crab)
Lineage: Eukaryota; Metazoa; Arthropoda; Merostomata; Xiphosura; Limulidae
Product: alpha-(1,6)-fucosyltransferase-like
Exons: 8
Coding region: 249-1610 (453 amino acids)
Biological process (GO): protein N-linked glycosylation
Molecular function (GO): protein binding; alpha-(1->6)-fucosyltransferase activity
Source: RefSeq, a predicted model, not a curated record
CGAAAUUCAAAACAAACAAUUCUUUUUUCUGUAUUUAUUCCAGAAUUCUAGUAUCAUCUGAAGGUAAGCUAACGGAAGAAGAAUUUAAAGAACUCAACAAAAAACUGGCAAGUAUUAGUGAACUUACAAGGCAUUGCCAAGAAAAACAUGAAAAACAAGUAUUUACUGACUCAAAAGUAUUAGAUCAAAAUGUACCUAGCAAAGAUUACGAACGGACAAGAAAAAAGGUGGAGGAAGGUGUCAUUGACAUGUGGUACUAUCUUCGAUCGAACAUUAAAAAAUUGAACAAGAAGCUGAAGUCAGACAAGGAAAUCAUUAAUUCGUUAAACAGUUUCUUGGAGAAUACAGAUCAGCGUACAGGGUCUCUUAUGUUGGAUUUAAAAAAACUCCAGGAAGUAGAUGGCAUGGAAACUUGGAGACAAAAAGAAGCCCAAGAACUUAGUGAUCUGGUCCAGCGGAGACUUAGAUAUCUGCAGAAUCCCAAGGACUGCAGCAAGACUAAUAAGUUAGUGUGUGACAUCGAUAAAAACUGUGGUUUCGGGUGCCAGAUUCAUCAUGCGGUAUACUGUUUUAUUGUAGCAUAUGGAACCCAGCGGACCUUAAUUUUGCGAUCUAAAAACUGGAGAUACUCAAGAGAAGGCUGGGAAGCGAUGUUUCAGCCAAUCAGUGUCAACUGUACUGAUGAAUACGGGGUUUCUCGAGCUAACUGGUCAGAGUCAAAUGAUGCCCAAGUGAUUUAUUUACCGAUUCUUGACGAAGUUCAUCCACGUCCUCCUUACCUUCCUCCUGUCAUUCCUAAAGACCUGUCUGAUAGAUUUAUGCGUCUCCAUAGCAAUCCUAUAGUGUGGUGGAUUGGUCAGUUUUUGAAAUACCUUCUACGUCCACAAGAAAGCUUAUCAAAGUUUCUUAAAGAAGCAGAGAAAAAAGUGGACUUUAAUCUUCCAGUGGUGGGGAUCCAUGUGCGACGAACAGACAAGCUGUGGUCCGAAGGAGCUUUCCACAAAGUAGAGGAAUAUAUGGAACAUGUAAAAACCUAUUAUAAGCAGCUGGAAUUGAAGCAGCCAAUCGAAAAAAGACAAGUGUACAUUGCUACGGAUGAUCCUAAUUUACUCGAAGAAUGCUGGAAUAAGUUUCCUGGCUACACUUUCAUUGGAGAACCAGAUACAGCUAAAGUAGCUGCCGUCAUUGAUACACGUUAUUCUCCUGAAGCGUUGAAAGGUGUUGUAGAAGAUAUCUACAUGUUAUCGAAGACGGACUUAUUGAUCUGCACCUUUUCGUCACAACUGGGCCGUUUAGCUUAUGAAAUUAUGCAGACUAACCACCCUGACGCUUCAAGUAACUUCCGUUCACUGGACGACAUAUUCUACUUUGGUGGACAAGACUAUCCAUAUCAAACGGUUAUCUAUGACCAUCAACCUCGCAGUUCAGAAGAAAUCGAACUUAAGAAAGGAGAUGUGCUGAUCCCUAGAACAAACCUUUGGAAUGGAUUUUCCAUCGGAAUGUUAAGACACAACAAUAAAUCUGGAGUUUAUCCCUCCUACAAAGUAGUGGAUCAGAUUCAAGUUCAAGAGUUUCCACUUUAUAAAGAAGCUGAUGAUGUUAAUUCUUAACGAAGUACAACAUUCAUGACUUAUGAUACAAGCUUUACAAUUUUGUAACAUUUUGUCGUCGUUAUACUCUGAACUGUAUACAUACCCUGUUAGUUAAAUGGAGUAAAUAUUAAAUAAAAAUUAAAAACAACAGACGCAAAAUGUGUUUGUGAAACACCCAUUCCCCCACUAAUGUUCAUUGUAUGUUUAAGUCCCACAUUUGAUAGACUUUGACUUUUCAGGCAUGACCUUCAAAAAUUAAUCAGGUCUAGAACUUUGUAUGUAGUGCAUGCGAUAUAAGUUCGUUCAUUGUCCAUUCAUCCUGUAUUGAAAUAUCAUGGCCAUAAGGUUGGGAAAUAUUUUCUACUUACCAGUGAUCUUUUUACUAUGGCCUUCAAAAGUUAAUCUAGUCUAAAAUUUUGUAUGUAGUACCUGUUUUAUAAGUUUGAUCACAACCCAUCCAUCCAAACUUGAGGUAUUCUAUAUACAGAUCAGGGCGGAUAAACGAACAGACAGGGGCGAAAUCAAUAUGCCCCGCUGUGCUUCGCUAAGCAUUAGGGGCUUUAUAAGUACAAUAAAACCAAACCAGAGUACCAGUGUAACUCUCCUUAAAAAUAUCUUUUGCGGCUUUUCAAGAAACUUUCCUGUCA